AUGAUGUUAGUAUUUGAAUUGCCAUUCGAAGUCCUUGUCCGCAUUGCGAGUCUUCUAUCACUCGAAGACAAAUUAUCAUGCACGGCCGUAUGCAAAGCUUGGAAACCACUGUUCCAAGAGUCAUUGUGGGAUACCCUCUAUAUUCAAAAUGAGAGAAAGCUGAUAGAUAUAUGCUAUUCCACCGCCUCACAUAAUUGUAUUUACCCGGAGAACGGCAGUCGAGUGAAAGAAAUAUACAUGUCAAAAGGACUACUUCCAAGCAUAGAAGAGAUAAUGGUUAUUCAACGCAUGUUUCAUAAUACUGACUUACUCUAUGCUCCAUUAAGGGUAUUGGGGUCCCCAGAUAUUCAAAAGUUCACGGAGUCGUAUUCCUGGAAAUCAUUAACAUGUUUGGAAAUCAUCAUUGACGGUUUUGACUCCCCGGUAGAAAGAAUCCCGAGUUUCAUAAAGGCCACAGCAUACCUACCAUGUCUGACGAGGCUAGAAUUUGUCAAGAACUACACUGAAUCAUCAUUGAUUUACACAAUAAAUGAUAUCGAAGAUCUACACUCAAACCUACCGCACUUAAAAUAUCUGUCUUUGAAUGGAGGGGUGUCCGAUAUUACCACAAACAACAUGAUUAUCUUUUCACACAUUAUUCCAGCAAAGUGUCUUACGGUCGCAAAACUUGAUUUGGAAAGCAUGGAUAUUGUGUGGCUGUACUACUCUAUGUGCAAAUACUCGAAUAUUAAGUCUCUGCAUUGGAAUAUCAGCAAAAGCCUAAUUGCCCAAGACGAUUUUAUAGACUACAUCAAUAUCCAGAUUAAGAAGAUUCCAAACCCACUAAAGUAUAUGAAUACACUCGUAAUCAAAGACACUUGGUGUAAUGAAGAAACCUACGAGUAUUUAUACAAGCUUAUAUCUUACCACAAGCCACCAAUCAGUCAUAUCAAAUACAGCAAAUGUAUUACAUAUCACACAGAAAAUGAACUAUAUUUGCUUUCAGACAAUAUCCGUAAUCUUGUAGGUGCUUUCUCACAAAGCCUGCAGAAGAUUGAGAUCACUACGAAUGCCAAUUUUUCUGAUAUAAACACCAUUAUGAAAGAACUUGGAAGCUGUCCAGAUCUUGUUGAACUACACUUAAGCCUAUCAAAUACCCUGAUUGAUAUCGAUGUUCUCCUGAAUCAUUGUGUGGGUCUCAAAAAAUUAAAGCUUUCCGGAAAAAGAGUCUUUAUAUCCUCAGACGUGCCCGAAAACACAACGCCUCAUGGACUGUGCCUACUAGAAGUUUCCAGGACAAUAGCCAACACGAAUUUAUUUUACUAUAUUUCGUUCCGAUGUAGACAUCUAAAGUACAUGCACCUAAACUAUAUGAACGUAUUUGGAACAUUUACUAAAUCAACAAGAGGCAUUGUUAUAAAUAUGCCUCACACCCACCUUCAGCUACUACUGCUCAACUGUGUCUCGUUCUGCACAGAGCAUGGCAGCGAGUAUUCUAACGAAGGUGCGGUUAAUCUAAUGACAUCUAUGAAACCGCGAAUUAUUGUUCGACAAACAAACUUAAUGACAAGGCUGCAGCACUCGGAUGCCAGUUAUCAAAAAUCAGAUCAAGAAAAGAAGGUUCAACUUCAAAUAUAUUGGACUCCAAUAAAACAAAGAGACGCGUUAAAAGAAGUACUAUCAAGAAGAAGGGAACCAUUGUAUUCACACGAGUACUCCAAGCUACUAGAUAUUCAACCCACCAACAGCCGCAGAAAAUCGAGUUGUUUCUUUUAUCGUGCGCAAAUGAUUUUUAAAUUUCUGCUGUGUGGAGCUCUUUUUUUUAUGAAUCAAGACAAAAGAUCAGUGUCUAGUAAGAUGAAAUUGGAAAUUAUAGAACAUAGUCUAAACUUCGCUCAUUUUGAUUACAAGCGAAUUCAGUCAUUCAUAAACCAAAGUUUUAAAAAGAAUUUGAAAUCUAAUAUUUCUUACUCCUACCGUUACUUUUGUUUCUCUGGGAAAACAGCCUGUCGAAACGAAUCAUUGACGUUCCUUUGA
Molecule: messenger RNA, 2016 nt
Organism: Phycomyces blakesleeanus NRRL 1555(-)
Lineage: Eukaryota; Fungi; Mucoromycota; Mucoromycetes; Mucorales; Phycomycetaceae
Exons: 4
Coding region: 1-2016 (671 amino acids)
Molecular function (GO): protein binding
Source: RefSeq, a predicted model, not a curated record